AUGUUCCCUUGUCACGUAACUGUCUGGCCUGCCUCUGAGCCCGUUGCUGCUUGCGGCGGUCAUGCACCAGCACCGCAACCUUCACAACCGCUCCCCGAUUUGCUGUGCAGCUGUCCUGCAGCACCGUUGAGCACCCACUCUGAAACGCCGUCCCCAGAUCCCAUGGAGUCCCUUAUUGUGGUGACAGAAUGUGAACCAAGCAGACCAUCUGGAGCGCCCGACGGGGAGGAGGAGGUAGAAGAAAUGGACAGCUCUGAAACACCGACACCACCCUUCCCCACUCUGUCCUGUGACCUCCUCUCUCACACAGUCGGUCGCUCAGAGGCUCUGCUGCCAGCUGGUGAGGAGCAAAGAGCCCGGCUGAACCUGUCUGACAGGAAACUGUCACUGCAAGAACGCUCGCAAACGCAGACAUCCCCCUGCACCUCCCCGGGACUCAAUGGUCGCUACAUUUAUCCGUCGUUACCCUACUCCCCCAUCACAUCGCCCCACUCCUCUCCACGCUUGUCUCGCAGGCCCACUGUGGAAUCCCACAGUGUCUCAAUCACAGACCUCCAGGACUGCGUUCAACUCAACCAGUACAAGUUGAAAGAUGAGAUUGGAAAGGGCUCCUACGGUGUUGUCAAGCUGGCUUACAACGAAGACGACAACACCUACUAUGCCAUGAAGGUUCUGUCCAAGAAAAGGCUGAUGAGGCAAGCAGGUUUCCCACGACGACCACCCCCUCGGGGGGCCAAAGCAUUCCCCGAGGGGACCCCGCAGCCCAAAGGGCCCCUGGAGCGGGUUUACCAAGAGAUUGCCAUCUUGAAAAAGCUGGACCAUUCUAAUGUGGUCAAACUUGUAGAGGUUUUGGAUGACCCCAGUGAGGACCAUCUGUACAUGGUGUUUGAGCUGGUCAAGCAAGGUGCUGUGAUGGAGGUGCCAACAGAUAAACCUUUCAGCGAGGACCAGGCUCGCUUUUAUUUCCAGGAUCUGCUCAGGGGAAUCGAGUAUUUGCAUUACCAGAGGAUCAUCCACAGAGACGUCAAGCCCUCUAACCUGUUAGUGGGAGAGGACGGACACAUCAAGAUCGCUGACUUCGGUGUCAGCAACCAGUUCGAGGGGACCGACGCCCUCCUGACAAGCACUGUAGGAACACCCGCAUUCCUCGCCCCCGAAACGCUAUCUGAUACUAGGAAGAACUUCUCAGGCAAGGCUUUGGAUGUUUGGGCAAUGGGUGUGACACUUCAUUGUUUUGUCUUUGGAGUGUGUCCAUUUAUGGAUGAGCGCAUCCUCAGCCUCCAUCAAAAAAUCAAGACGCAACCAGUGGAAUUACCCGAAAAUGCUGACAUAUCAGAUGACCUCAAAGAUUUGUUGUUGAAAAUGCUAGACAAGAAUCCAGAAACAAGAAUAUCAAUUCCACAAAUUAAGGUGCACCCAUGGGUGACGAGACAUGGUGCAGAGCCCCUCCCACCAGAAGAUGACAAUUGUUGUAUGCUGAUAGAAGUGACGGAGGAGGAAGUGGAGAAUUCGGUGAAACACAUUCCGAGCCUGGCAACAGUGAUUCUGGUGAGAACCAUGUUGAGAAAGCGCUCCUUCGGGAACCCCUUCGACUGGGCACGUAAAGAGGGAUGCAGCAGCUUGUGCACGUCAGGACAGAUGAAACAGCAGCCUGAAGACAGCAUGAGGAGCAUUGAGCAGCCUUAUGUUGGAGAAAACGAAGCUCUUUCCUAA
This is a messenger RNA of Nerophis lumbriciformis (worm pipefish), 1713 nucleotides long. Lineage: Eukaryota; Metazoa; Chordata; Actinopteri; Syngnathiformes; Syngnathidae. The record is from RefSeq and is a predicted model, not a curated record.